AUGAUUCCAAACUUUGAGAGGUUGACAAUAAGCUACAGGGACGCUAACAAGAUACUGCAAGCCAAAAAUUUAGGUGCCCUCUUCACCAAAUUGACAUUUCUUGAGUUGACCAAUUGUGAAUAUGAAGAGGCUUCUUUUCCCGAUUGGUUUCUCCAAAAUGUGUGUACUCUUGAGCACUUACUUGUUCAAUGGAGUUCCUACAAGAAGAUAUUCCAAGAUGAAAGACAAGUAAGUGAAAAAACUUACCCAAAGCUCAAAACGUUGACACUGAAUCAAUUACCUACACUUCAACAUAUCUGUGAAGAAGGAUCCCAAAUUGACCCCGUCCUUCGGGUUCUUGAAGAAUUAGUAGUUCAUAAAUGUCCUAGUUUGACAAACUUGUUACCUUCCUCUGUUACCUUCUUUCACUUGACGUAUUUGGAGAUAACAAAUUGCAAUGGGUUGAUAAAUUUAAUUACAUCUCCUACGGCAAGAAGUUUAGUCAAAUUGAUAGCAUUGAAGGUAAAAGAGUGUAAUUCACUUGAAGAAAUACUGAUAGGAAAGGGAGAAGAGUAUGAAAUUGUAUUUAUUAGAUUGGAAAUAUUGGUGUUGGAAAGUUUGCCAAGUCUCAACAAAUUUUGCUCUAAUAAGUGCUUUUUGAGGUUUCCAUUGUUGGAGCGAGUGGUUGUGAGGCAAUGUCCUCGCUUGAAGAUUUUCUCCGUGGAAAACACAAGCACACCAAAUCUUCGAAAAGUGAAAGUAGCAGAAAAUGAUGAAGAAUGGCAUUGGAAUGGGAACUUAAAUGAUACAAUAAAGAAAAUGUUUGAAGAUAAGGUGGCAUUUUGUAGUUUCAUGCAUUUGAAAUUAUCUGAAUAUCCUGAGAUGAAAGAGUUAUGGUAUGGUCAACCUCAAUGCAAUGUAUUCAGCAAUUUGACGUCUCUUGUGGUUCAUAAAUGUGAUUUUUUAUUGGAUGUACUCUUUCAACCAAAUUUACUUAAUGUGCUUUCGAACUUGGAAGAACUAGAUGUAAGAGACUGUAGUUCAUUAGAAGCUGUGUUUGAUGUGAAAGUUGAAUUUGCUACAGAAAUUCUAAUGAAGAAUUCCACUCUGUUAAAAAAGUUAACACUAUCUAAUCUUCCUAAACUAAAGCAUGUGUGGAAGGAAGAUCCUCAUGGAACUGUUAGCUUUCAGAAUUUGUGUGAAGUAUCUAUUAUAGAAUGCAAGAUCUUAACAAGUCUCUUUCCACUCUCAAUAGCAAGAGAUAUCAAAAAACUUCAAGAUCUUCAAGUAACUAGCUGUGGGGUUGAAAAAAUUAUCUCUAAGGAAGAAGGAGAUGAGGAGAUAAUUAAACUUGAGUUCCCUCAUUUGACAUCCCUUCAACUAAUGCAUUUGCCUAAACUCAAGUCAUUCUUUAAUGGGAUCCAUUCUCUUCAAUGUAAAUCCUUGAAAACAAUAAAUGUGUUCAACUGUCCAAAGUUGGAACUAUUUAAGACACAGCCUAUGAGCUACCCAGAAAGAACUACAGAUGACAAACUCCGUGUCUCAACUUAUCAACCUCUUUUCACAAUCGAAGAGGUACUUCCUAAUGCAGAGAGGUUGAGGCUGAAUAAUAAAGAUUUUGACAUCUUAUUGCAAAGCCAAUAUUCAGGGAAGCUAUUCAGCAAACUUAAAUGGAUUUGGGUGUCCGAAUUCACUGAUGAAGAAGCUCCUUUUCCGUAUUGGUUUCUAAAAAAUGUACCCAAUUUGGAAGUGCUAGUGGUUGAAUGGAGUUUCUUCACAGAGAUAUUCCAAGACGAACAACUUAAUGAAAACUGCAUUGGGCUCAUAAAUUUGAUAGCAUGCUCAACAGCAAAGAGUCUGGUCAAGCUCACAAGAAUGAAGAUUAAAGGGUGCGAUUUAUUAGAGGAUGUGGUGAGUGGAAAAGAAGAUGAGACAAACAAUGAGAUUGCUUUUUCCAAUUUGCAAACUCUGGAACUUAUUUGUUUACCUAGGCUCCGAAGGUUUUGCUCAUGCAAGUGCUUCAUUAGGUUUCCAUUGUUGGAAGAAGUAGUAGUUAAAGAAUGCCCUAGAAUGGAAAUUUUUUCUUUGGGAGACACGAGCACAUCAAAUCUUCAAGAUAUACAAAGAGAAGAAAAUAAUGAAGAAUCAAGCUGGGAGGGUGACCUGAAUGAAACAAUAAAGAAAAUGUUUGAAGAUAAGGUGGCAUUUUGUAGUUUUAAGCAUUUGAAACUAUCUGAAUAUCCUGAGCUGAAAGAGUUAUGGUAUGGCCAUCUUCAUAGCAAUGUAUUCAGCAAAUUGACGCAUCUAGUGGUUCAUAAAUGUGAUUUUUUAUCUGAAGUACUCUUCCAACUGAAUUUACUAGAAGUUCUUAUGAACUUGAAAGAACUAGACGUAAGAGAAUGUGAUUCAUUAGAAGCAGUGUUUGAUGUGAAAGGUAAAUCUGGAACAGAUGUUAGAGUGAAGAAUUCUUCUCAGUUAAAAAAAGUAACCCUAUCUAAUCUUUCGAAUCUGAAGCAUGUGUGGAAGGAAGAAGACUCACACGGAACUCUGAGUUUUCAGAAUCUAUGUGAAGUAUCUGUUAUUAAAUGUGAAAUCUUAACAAGUCUUUUUCCACUCUCAAUAGCUAGAGAUAUGAUAAAUCUUCAAUAUCUUGAAGUACAAGUAUGUGGGGUUGAAGAAAUUGUUGCCAAAGAAGGAGGAACAGAGGAGAUAAUUAACUUUGAGUUUCCUCAUUUGAAAUCCCAUUACCUUACACAUUUGCCUAAUCUGAAGGCAUUCUUUAAUGGGAUCCAUUCUCUUCAAUGUAAAUCCUUGAAAAGAAUAAAUGUGUUCAAUUGUCAAAAAUUGGAGCUAUUUAAGACACAACCUAUGACUAUGAGCUACGAAGAAAGAGAUGGAGAUGACAAACUGAUACAUGUCUCAUCUAUUCAACCUCUUUUCACAAUUGAAGAGGUACUUUCUACUGUGGAGAAUUUGACGAUGAAUAAUAAAGAUUUUGACGUCAUAUUGCAAAGCCAAUAUUCAGGGGAGCAUUUCACCGAACUUAAAGGUAUUACGGUGUGCCAAUUCAGCGAUGAGGAAUCUACUUUUCCGUAUUGGUUCAUGAAAAAUGUACCCAAUUUGGAAGUGCUAAUGGUCCAACGGAGUUCCUUCACAGAGAUAUUCCAAGACGAACCACUUAUGGGUGAGGAAAGACAAAUCAAAAUUAGCACACGACCUAGACUGUUGGCAUUGUAUUGUCUAGAUAAUCUUCAACAUAUAUGUAGAGAAGGAUUCCAAAUUGACCCCAUUCUUCAGCGUCUUGAAAGCAUACUUGUUAUUCAAUGUUCUAGUCUGACAAAUCUGGUGCCAGCCUCUGUUACCUUUAACAACUUGACCUAUUUGAAGGUAGAAAACUGCAUUGGAUUGGUAAAUUUGAUAUCAUGCUCAACAGCAAAGAGUCUGGUCAAGCUCACAACAAUGAACAUAAAAGAGUGCAAUUUACUAGAGAAUGUAGUUAAUGGAAAGGAAGAUGAGACAAACAAUGAAAUUGCUUUUCGAAGUUUGCAAACUCUGGAACUUAUCAGUUUACCAAGGCUCCGCAGGUUUUGCUCAUGUAAUUGCUUCAUUAAGUUUCCGUUGUUGGAAGAAGUUGUUGUAAAAGAAUGUCCUCGAAUGGAGAUUUUUUCUUUGGGAGACACGAGCACACCAAAUCUCCAAGAAGUACAAAUAGAAGAAAAUAAUGAAAAAUCUCGUUGGGAGGGUGGCCUGAAUGAAACAAUAAACAAAAUGUUUGAAGAUAAUCUAAGCUCUACCAUGAGUGCAUGCGUAGAUACUCUGAAGGAGCUGAUUUUGGUGCUAAUGGCAGAAGGUCUGGGGUCUGGCUCUAAGAACACACAGAAAGCAGGGAAAGAAAUAUCUUAA
Molecule: messenger RNA, 3882 nt
Organism: Gastrolobium bilobum
Lineage: Eukaryota; Viridiplantae; Streptophyta; Magnoliopsida; Fabales; Fabaceae
Exons: 7
Source: RefSeq, a predicted model, not a curated record